UUACAUUUGGAAACUAUGAUCGAUAUUCAUCACUUUGCUGCAGAAUUGGUUUUGUACCAGAUGUAUUUGUUCAUCCGCUAUGGACGGUUUAUCCCUAGCGACGUGAUGAGUCAUAAGGCCCUUUACGUGUGUCCGAUAACUGUGGCCUCUCUCCUAGGACUGUUCCAAGUAGUCAAAUUUUUAUUUGGCUUUCCCUGUUUAAUUGCAUUAAUAAUAUACAAAUGCAAAAGGAGGCACUUGUCCAUGUAUGAAAAUAUAGAAGACUUUCUGCAGAAUAAUCAGCUCAUGCCAGUAAGGUACUCUUACUCGGACAUAAGAAAGAUGGCCAGAGGUUUUAAGGACAAGUUAGGGGAAGGUGGCUUUGGUUCUGUGUACAAGGCAAAGCUUCGCAGUGGCCGUCUUGUUGCCAUCAAGAUGUUGGGCAAGUCGAAAGCCAACGGGCAGGAUUUUAUCAAUGAAGUUGCUACCAUCGGAAGGAUUCACCAUGUUAACGUGGUCCAACUUAUUGGUUUUUGUGUGGAGGGUUCAAAACGUGCUCUUUUAUAUGACUUCAUGCCUAAUGGGUCUCUUGAUAAGCACAUAUUUUCUCAACAAGGAGUUAUCUCCUUAAGUUGCGAGAAAAUGUCUGAAAUCUCACUUGGAGUGGCUCGUGGUAUUGAAUAUUUGCAUCGAGGAUGUGACAUGCAAAUUUUGCACUUCGACAUCAAGCCUCACAACAUUCUUCUCGACGAGAACUUUCUUCCGAAGGUUUCAGAUUUUGGGUUAGCAAGGCUAUGCCCAUUAGAUAAUAGCAUUGUGUCUUUGACUGCAGCGAGAGGAACCCCCGGAUACAUAGCUCCAGAGUUAUUCUACAAAAACAUUGGAGGUGUUUCAUACAAAGCUGAUAUCUAUAGUUUUGGGAUGCUACUGAUGGAAAUGGCUGGAAAAAGAAAGAACUUAAACGUAAAUAUAGAACACUUGAGCCAAAUAUACUUUCCGACAUGGGUUUUCGACCAGCUGAGUGGAGGAAAUGACCUUACAAUCGGAGAUGCUACAGAGGAGGAAAAGAAAAUCAUUAAGAAGAUGAUUAUUGUGGCGUUGUGGUGCAUACAAAUGAAGCCUAGCGACCGUCCUUCUAUGAAUAAAGUAGUAGAGAUGCUUGAAGGAGAAAUUGAGAGCCUUCAAAUGCCUCCAAAGCCUUUCUUAUACCGACAACAAAUGCCAGAGGUGGUUACUGGCGACAGUUCAAGUACCGCAUAAGCUGCAUCGACAACGACAACAUCCACGGAAAUUGUUUUGAUUGCAGAUGAAAAUUCAGAGAAUUAAUAUAGCUAGUAGCAAUGUUGAUGUGCAAAGGAACGUGUAGUGUACCCAAUAAGCACAAAUAGACUACUUGUAUUCAAUGGCAUUGAUUGCUUUCUAGUUUUCAGUUUUUAGCUUUGGUACGUACAAGGAUUAGUUUAUGCACAAAUUGUCUCUCGAUUAGUA
This is a messenger RNA of Malus domestica (apple), 1467 nucleotides long. Its product is annotated as rust resistance kinase Lr10-like. Lineage: Eukaryota; Viridiplantae; Streptophyta; Magnoliopsida; Rosales; Rosaceae. Gene Ontology annotation, biological process: protein phosphorylation. Gene Ontology annotation, molecular function: ATP binding; protein kinase activity. The record is from RefSeq and is a predicted model, not a curated record.